GGACGACGCAGGCUUUUCAGGAAACACCGGAUGGUAUCUUCCUAGAUAGCCUUUUCCCGGUUAUUGUCUGACCUUUUGUUCAUUCGUUGUUAUCUCCUGUUGCUGCUCCUUCGUCUCCUUCCCCUCCCAAUCCCCCUCCAGAUACUACUACUAGACCGGACUCCCGGUGAUAGCUUCUCCCUCCUUUUGCCGAUCCUUUGGUCCCGUCCCCUUUGAUUUGGUUUGAACCUACAUACUCUCAUUUUUGAUCUAUCCCUUUUGUCUUACAUCUACGCCCCUUGCUCGCCCAUGCGACGCUGCGUGGCGUAAUGUACUCGUCCUCGAAUUCCUACCUGGGCGGCGCCAACAGCGGCCGCCCGGGGCAGCAGCCUCCGUUUGCGCAGCAGCCCCAGUACACCCAAUUCCCUCCCGGUGCUCAACAGCAGCCCCAACAGCAGCCCCAACCUGGGUUUGCUCCCCAGCCCACCGGCUACGGGCCGCAGAUGACCGGAUAUGGAGGCCCUCAGCUACAGCCUCAGUCAACGGGCUUCCCCGGUGGGCAGCUUCAACCCCAGUUUACAAGCUUCCAGGCACCGCAACCGACAGGCUUCCAGUCUCCUCCUGUGCAACAGCCUCAGUUCACCGGAUACCCUCCUCAGAACACUCCCCCGCAGCUACAGGUCCCUCCUCAGAACACCGGUCUUCCCAUUCGGUCCAUGCCCCAGACGUCGUCGGAGAUCGCCAACUCGUUCACCGAUGGCAGUGGUGUUGCCCCUCCCCCGCCUCCGAAACCGACGGGUAAUAAGGUCCCCAACAUCCGUCUCUCGUUUAUCACGGCCCAGGACCAGGCCAAGUUCGAGCAGCUGUUCAAGUCUGCGGUGGGAGAUAGUCAGACCAUGACUGGGGACAAGGCCAAGGAGCUUCUUAUGCGGUCUAGACUGAGCGGAAGUGAUCUGUCCAAAAUCUGGAUCUUGUGUGAUUCCACCAAGUGCGGGCAGUUGUUUUUCCCGGAGUUCGCCUUGGCCAUGUAUCUGUGCAACCUUCGAAUUACCGGUAGAAGCCUACCGGAUGCCCUCCCGGAGACGAUAAGGAACGAGGUGUCCAGCAUGGUUGACAUUAUCGCGACCCAGGUUCCUGACACAGCACCACAGUCGACCGCGAGAACAAAUGUCCCGAGUUUCGACCCGCCGCUGCUGCAGAACCAGGCUGCUCCCCCGGCGCCCCAGCAACCCCAGCCCCAGCAGCCAACCAACUCGCACCUCCUCUCGCAGCUCACGGCGCAGCCGACUGGCUUCGCUCCGCAACCGACGGGUUUCCAGCCCGGUCAGAAUUCGUUUUCGGGUCAGAGCGUGAACCUUGCCCCCCAAGCCACGGGAAUGCCUGGCCAGCCUCAGCAGUCGUCAUUCCUACAGCCACAACAGACGGCCUUCAUGAACAAUCCUCAGCCGACUGGGUAUAGUGGACCGCGUCCCCCGGUUCCGCCCAUGCCCACUGGCUUUGGGUCCAACCUCAGCCCUGCCCAGACGGGAGGGUUGGUUGCACAACCCACAGGAGUGCCCGGUCAAUGGGGGUUUGUCAAUGCUCCCUCGACAGGACUGCCGAACAUCGAGGCUCUUAAGCAGCAGCUCAUGCCGCAGCCGGGUCGCGAGGGCGGAUUUUCGACAGCUGGCCUCUCCGGCAACGCUCAUAUUCCCUGGGCCAUCACGAAGGAGGAGAAGAAGAUCUACGAUGACCUUUUCCGUGCAUGGGAUGGUUUCCACAAGGGCUUCAUUGGUGGCGAGACCGCCAUCGAAAUUAUGGGCCAGAGUGGCUUGAACCAGAAGGAUCUAGAGCGCAUCUGGACCCUCGCGGAUCCCCACAAUAGAGGACGACUCAACAUGGAUGAGUUUGCCGUGGCCAUGCACUUGAUCUACAGAACCCUCAAUGGUUACCCGGUCCCGAGCCGACUUCCGCCAGAGCUCGUCCCCCCGUCAACGAGGAACCUGAAUGACUCCAUAGGCACGAUCAAGUCCAUGCUGUCCCAGGACGCCGAGUCUCGCAAAGCGUCCGGAGCAUUCCUGCAGCCCCAGAAGACUGGCGUGAGCUAUCUCAAGGACCAUUCCUUCCGCGGUGGUGCCGCUUCUCCGGGCGGUGGUCGUAAAGACGCUACGUUGUUUAAAAACAAUGAUGGCGCUGCUGCUGGCUACCGGUCUAGCGCCCGGCGUCGCGUUGGUAAUAACGGCCGGACACCGUCUCCCGCCUCUUCGCAGGCAUCCGAGGACGAACUAUCCGUCCAGCAGCUGAAGAAGAAGAUCCGCGAGACUCAGAUCAUGCUUGAUGCGACCGAUUUCCAGGAUGAGAGUCGUGUGGAGGAGGAUGAGGCUUUGGAUCGCCGCGACCGCCGCGAGGCAGAGAGCCUCCUGGACCGUAUUCGGCGCGUGCAAGAUGACAUCGAUACACACCCCAAUGCCUCCUUCCGCAACGUGGAUAACGGUGCCGAGCGGAGAGCCCUGCGCCGUCAGUUGCAGGCCCAUGAGGACCAGGUCCCUCAGGUUGCUUCGGAUGUCCGCCGCAUCGAACGCGAGAUCGCUGAAGCCAAACUUGAGUUGUUCCGCCUCAAGGAUGCCAAGGCGCACCCGAACAGCGCAUCCAACAUCGUGGGGACCGGCCCCGGUGGUACGGUCACGGAAGCCGACCGUAUCAAGGCUCGCGCUCGUGCCCGCAUGCAAGCGCGCGCCGCUGAGCUUGCCGGCCGGCCUGCUCCAGCUUCUCAGGACGAUGAUGGAGCAGCGGCGCGUCGACUCGAAGCGGAGAACACCAAUGUCAAGGCUGAUCGAGAGAAGAACGAGUCCAUGACACGCGAUGUGGAGGAAAGCGUGAAAGAGUUUGCCCGGAGUCUCGAGGACAGCCUCAAGGAAGGUGGUGAAAGCUCUGUGCGUGAGCACGAGAAGCGACGAUGGGAAGAUGCUUUGGGUGUUGAGGAUGUCAUUCGUGACUUCAUCUAUGACUUGAAGCGCAAUGCACGGACCGCGCAUGUCCGCAAGGAAGACGCAUCCGGGUCGCCCUCUGCACAGAGGCAACAACCUCGAGAUGAGUCCGCCCCGGCCCGGAGACCCUCGCCUCCGCCGUCCGUCGGGUCAUCCGGCUCCUUGCCUGGCUCUACUCAUGAGGACCGCGUCGCAGCUGCGAGAGAGCGUGCCCAGAGACGCAUUGCCGAGCGUAUGGCCGCGGCUGGGCUCAAGCCAAAUAACGACUCCGCGGAGACUCUGGUGCAACGCCAGGAGCGAGAGAAGAAGGAGCGCGAGGAGCGGGUGAAGAAGGCCGAGGAAGAGGAUUCUAAGCGGGAGCAAGAAAGGCAGCGUCGUUUGGCGGAGGAGAAGGGCGGUCGCCCCGCCCCGUCGUCCGUCAAGCCCGUUGGGAAGAAGCCUCCCCCAGCACCCCCUUCGCGCAAAGUCCGCGGGGACAGUGCCGGCCAAUCCGACGCUAGAAAGGCGGCUGAAGAGCCGGCAAGGGGUGAUCAUGAUGUUCGUGAGCAGGCUAUCCGAGAGGAGCAGCAUGCCCAGGAGGAAGAAACCAAGCGCCUCGAGGACGAGGCCCAGCGCCGGGCAGAAGAAAUUCAGAAGGAGAAGGAGGCCCAAGAGGCUCGCCUUCGGGCCCUCGAAGAGCAAGUCAAGCAAGGCAAGAUCAAGAAACAGGAAGAGAAGCGCCGUAAAGAAGAGGCCGAGCGCGCAGCCAGAGACCAAGAUUCUCGGCUGGCGGCUCAACGUGCCGAGCUCGAGAUGGCCAAAGAGCGGGAACGACAACUCCAGUUGGAGCUGGAGGGUUUGGAUGGCGAAAGCUCUUCGGAUGAUGAAGAUUGGGACACGGACAUCCCUCGUCGGGACAGCACCCCGACACAGAGCCAGAUGCCUUCGACUACCGAUGCCCAGCCAGCGUCUCCCCCCACACCUCCUCCGGCCCCUGCACCCGCUCCUGAGUCGGAUGCCGUGAAGACUCCUGUCAGCUCCCCGCCCGGUAGCCGCGGUGGGGCCGACGCCGAGUCCAAGAACCCCUACUUCAAGAACCUCAGCCACCCCGCUGAUCAACCCGCGACUUCCGUUACUUCGCCGAAAUCCGAGUCCACCAAUCCUUUCCACCGUCUCGCCCAACAGCAAGAGAACGUCAAGCCCGCCCCCUCGUUCCCGGCCCCUGGCCCGCUGGAGCGCAAGUCUCGCGCGCGCCCCGAAGAAGACGAUGACUGGUCCGCGGCCGGCUCCGACUUCGAUUCCUCCGACGAUGAGGAUGAACGGCCUGGUGGCGGCAGCGCGAAGCAGCUUGCAAGCAUCCUGUUCGGAACCAUGGCGCCCCCACGACCGCUCAGCGCCAUGGACGACAAGUCCCCCUCGAAGUCCCCUACGCCGGUACAGGAGAGCAGUCCUGUGGCGCCGCCUCCGGCUAUUGAAGUUGAGGAAUCCCCGUCUGCCCCAGCCGGCGCUCCCCCGCCACCCCCGCCGCCCCCACCUCCCCCACCAGGUGCAGGUGGUGCUCCCCCGCCGCCUCCUCCGCCCCCUAUGGCACCUCCUGCUCCGCCCUCGGGUGCUGCCCCUCCGCCGCCCCCUCCCGCUCCGCCGGCGGGUGCACCGCCCCCACCGGCUCCCCCGUCUGCGCCUGCACCCGCACCCGCGGCGGGCGGCGGUCGUGGUGCCUUGUUGGCAUCGAUCCAAGCAGGCAGCCGCCUCAGGAAGGCUCAAACCAACGACAGGAGCUCCAGCAAUUCAGCAGGCCGCGUGCUGUAAGGGUCUUGUCCCACAAGCGCAACAGGAAUGGCAAUCAAGUCAAACACCACCAUUACUGGUCUAUUUCUUUUCUUAAUUAGCACCAUCCGUUCUAUCUUUAGUCAUACUGCAUUGAGUAUCUCAAUCUACGUUCGGUAUGGAAUAUA
This is a messenger RNA of Aspergillus candidus, 4879 nucleotides long. It is a transcript of the gene pan1, whose product is annotated as actin cytoskeleton-regulatory complex protein PAN1. The transcript has 5 exons. Gene Ontology annotation, molecular function: actin binding; calcium ion binding. The record is from RefSeq and is a predicted model, not a curated record. Gene Ontology annotation, biological process: endocytosis; endosomal transport. Gene Ontology annotation, cellular component: plasma membrane; cytoplasm. The coding region runs from base 309 to 4733 and encodes 1474 amino acids. NCBI's taxonomy places the organism in Eukaryota, Fungi, Ascomycota, Eurotiomycetes, Eurotiales, Aspergillaceae.